AUGAUGAACGCAGUGUCAAAGAAAUAUCCACAUAUAAACUUUGAAGAUGGGAUUUGGAAGGGGCCUACGAAGAGUUAUCCAGAGGAAAAUUUACAAAUUGGAAAGAGACUGCUGCGGAGUUUGAAGGAAGCGCCAAACUUUGUUGGGCAAAUCGAUUCUGCGACCGGAGAAGAGGAUAGUUUCGCAGCUAUGAUGGACAGAAGCAUUCGCUGUGCUCUAUGGCUGAGGAAACGAGGCAUUGGACCCGGAGAUACUAUUGCAGUUGCUGCUAACAAUCAUCAAGAUACUGUGAUUCCUAUACUGGCCAGUUUGUAUAUUGGUUGUGUUUUGAAUCCGUAUCCAUUCGAUUGGCUAGCCAAUGGGCUAAUAUCUCACUUCAUGAAUAUGAUCGAGCCAAAGAUCAUUUUCGCCGAUGAAGAUCUAGCGCAGAUGAUGCACGAGCACAACGAUAUCAGCAAUGAAAAAGUCGAGAUUAUAGUUUUCGGGAGUCUCCCCGGACUAGCAUCCUUCGAAGAGAUUCUUCUUGAGCAGAAGCCAUCGGAGGUUGAAAAUUUUGAAUGGAUUAACAUUCGCUUCCCGGCGGAAACCGCAAUGCUGAUGUUCACUUCAGGGACAACAGGCUAUCCCAAGGUGUUCCAGUACAGUUAUAGACACCUGGAGAGGGACCUAAACUGGUUACCGCGGGAAGAACUCCACGGGAAAGUGGGAACCUGGUGCAUCGAGACCGCUUGGACUGUUAUCAUCAUAACAGUUCUGAGUUCAAUAAUCAAUCGUUCGACAUAUGUCAUCCACAAGUUCACGGACAUUCCCGAGUUGUGCAGAGUCAUCGAGAAGUACAAGAUUGAUUGGUCGAUGCUGAGGGUGGAGCACAUAAACAUACUAUCUCGAUUACCAAACCCCGAAGAUUUCGACUUAUCUUCGCUGAAGUUCAUCAGGUAUUGCGGGUCCUACAUCAGACCGGAAAUAGAGAAAAAUCUGCACGCCAUAUUUCCUCGAACGUGGUUGUCGCAGUCGUACGGUUUAACAGAAGUCGGUGCCGUUACGUAUACGAUGAGAGACCACAAGUGCCCCGCCUGUGGUAUACCCGCAGAGAACACUGAAAUUAAGCUGAUUAAUUCGAAGAAUGAGAUUAUUAUGUGUCCCAAUCAAUCAGGAGAAUUGUGCGUCAGAACUCCAUGUCUAUCGAUUGUUUAUUACAAGAAUAAAACUGCAUCGGAGAUAACACUGGAUUCAGACAGCUGGCAUCACACCGGUGAUCUGGUGUAUUACAACGAGGAUGGUGAAUUUUUCAUCGUCGAUAGGAUCAAGGAAAUCAUCAGAUUUCGUUUCAGUGAUGUGCCCGCUGGUGUCGUAGAGAACUGCAUACUGAAGCAUCCUGGUGUUCUUGAAGUUGCGGUUGUUUCUAAGCUACAUGACGAAGACGUAGAACAGCCCAUGGCUUUCAUUGUCAAGAAGCCUCAUGUUCAGGUGACGGAGAAGGAAAUUGAGGGCUGGGUUGAGCAACAGCUGCCGGAUCACAUGAGGCUUCGAGGGGGUGUUAAAUUCAUUGAUACAAUGGUGUAUAAUAAUUCUGGGAAAAUACGUAAAGGUCUACUUCGACAUUUAGCUAAUGAUCAUUAA
This is a messenger RNA of Diachasma alloeum, 1620 nucleotides long. RefSeq names its product 4-coumarate--CoA ligase 1-like. Gene Ontology annotation, biological process: fatty-acyl-CoA biosynthetic process; long-chain fatty acid metabolic process. Bases 1 to 1620 code for a protein of 539 amino acids. The transcript is spliced from 7 exons. The record is from RefSeq and is a predicted model, not a curated record. NCBI's taxonomy places the organism in Eukaryota, Metazoa, Arthropoda, Insecta, Hymenoptera, Braconidae. Gene Ontology annotation, molecular function: long-chain fatty acid-CoA ligase activity.